CAAACGCGUUGAUCACUGUUCCCCGCUCCAACGCUUCAUCAACGAUCAUCUUAGCGUUUUAAGGAGUAAAUCGAAGCCUAGAUUGGUUUGAAAUUUCAGAGUUCGUGUUUUCAGAUUCGAUCCUCCCGUCAAAUUGAAUUCGUUUUCGAGAUCCAAGUCCUAACUGCAGUUCAAAGCGCGGCAAUGGAUUCAUCGGCACUUCUACUUAACCAGCUCAAGUCAGCUGAGCCGUUCUUUUUGUUAGCCGGUCCCAAUGUCAUCGAAUCAGAGGAGCACAUUCUACGGAUGGCUAAACACAUCAAAGCCAUUGCUUCCAAGUUCGAUUUGCCGCUUGUUUUCAAGUCUAGCUUUGAUAAAGCCAACAGGACAUCAUCUAAAUCGUUUCGCGGCCCUGGCAUGGAGGAAGGAUUAAAGAUCCUUGAGAAAGUUAAAGUAGCGUAUGACAUCCCUAUUGUGACUGAUGUGCAUGAGACUAUUCAGUGUGAAGCUGUUGGAAGGGUUGCAGAUAUUAUUCAGAUUCCAGCAUUUCUCUGCCGGCAGACAGAUCUUUUAGUUGCAGCUGCCAAAACUGGAAAAAUUAUCAAUAUCAAGAAAGGCCAAUUUUGUGCUCCUUCGGUGAUGGUAAAUUCUGCUGAGAAAAUUAGAUUGGCUGGAAAUAACAACGUUAUGGUUUGCGAGAGGGGGACAAUGUUCGGCUAUAAUGAUUUAAUUGUUGAUCCACGCAACUUUGAGUGGAUGAGGGAAGCAAAUUGCCCAGUUGUAGCUGACAUCACUCAUUCUUUACAACAACCUGCUGGGAAAAAGCUGGAAGGUGGUGGUGUUGCUAGUGGAGGCCUUCGCGAGCUAAUACCAUGUAUUGCAAGGACUGCAGUUGCUGUCGGAGUUGAUGGAAUUUUCAUGGAGGUGCACGAUGAUCCUUUAAAUGCUCCAGUUGAUGGACCGACACAAUGGCCCCUUCGCCAUUUGGAAGAAUUGCUAGAAGAGCUAGUAGCUAUUGGUAAGGUGAGCAGGGGGAAACAACCAUUCAAUAUCGAUCUCACUCCAUUUCGAGAUUAGGGAGUUUGUGGACAUUUAUCUCCUCCCCGCAAAUCAAUUCAAUGUUGUAUCGGUUAUUUCCGCAUAUUUAUUAGCCUUUUAUGCUACUGUGUUUCUAUGAGGUUGUUGCUAGAAGUAGAACUAACUGAAUAUAAAAGCAUGUACUAAAAUUCCAUUGGUUGAAUCUUCUACCAAUAUUUUUUUAUCCAUUUCACAUACAGUUCUUCUUCU
Impatiens glandulifera is the source of this 1266-nucleotide messenger RNA. Its product is annotated as 2-dehydro-3-deoxyphosphooctonate aldolase. NCBI's taxonomy places the organism in Eukaryota, Viridiplantae, Streptophyta, Magnoliopsida, Ericales, Balsaminaceae. The transcript is spliced from 13 exons. The coding region runs from base 184 to 1056 and encodes 290 amino acids. The record is from RefSeq and is a predicted model, not a curated record. Gene Ontology annotation, molecular function: 3-deoxy-8-phosphooctulonate synthase activity. Gene Ontology annotation, cellular component: cytosol; cytoplasm. Gene Ontology annotation, biological process: monosaccharide biosynthetic process.